AUAUAUUUUACUUUCAAUCAUAUUUUUAUUAAUAUUAAUAAACAUAUAACCAUUUCAUUCACUUAUAGCAUAUAAUAUUCUACGCAAUCGAUAUUGUUGAGGCGUACACAGAUUAAUUAAUUAUACACGUAUGCUUUGAAUAAGAGUUCGAAACAAUCACAAUCGUGUCAGGUGUAUUCAGAGCGGUCACUAGAGUUUGCGGAACCCAGGGUAAAAACUGACACUAUUAAAAAAAUACAGGUUCUUGUAUAUAAUGGUCACUUGUUAUAUUGCAUUUAUUUAUAUGGCCUACUAGCUAAAUUCAAAUGUUAAAUACAAAGCGCUAUAAUAUCACGCGUUAUAAAGAUAUGUUGCUACAGGUUGUUGCCACGUGUUGCAUAACUACACUUUAUAUAGCCACGCAACGUCUCGCGUUAUAUCGCCGAUUCAUGAUCAAUUGUUAUAUCGCCCUAUGUUGUAUGAAAUAUUGGUACGAAAUUUGAUACUUAGAUUACUAUAAUUAUUUUAGUGUGUAAAAAAUUGUGUAAGUUCAUAAGGAGGACAAGUGCACCAUUUGUUCAGCAAUAACGGCGGUCCUGAGCAUAUAGGUAUAAUACUCCUCCACGCUUCCCGCUAUCCUCUUCGUACCUUGGAUAUAUCGCAGCACGCAAGUCCGCAAAUAACCGAUAUGUACUCGAUUCACUGCGAAAAAUAUCAACUUGUAGCUUGUCAUUGUGGCACACGUACGCUGUGUAUUGUAUCCUCAGAAUCUGUGCAUUAGGUUGUCACGGCUACGUUAUCAACAUGCAUUAUUGAUUCAGUGUUUUUUGAAGCUAAAGGAAAUCUAGAUUGAUCACAGUAUUACUAAAUUUUAAUAGUAAGUUCUAAUGUUAUUAUACGAAUCACUGUUCGUAAGGCCAUGUGAAUAGUGCUUAUACCUGCCGAAAACAUUUCACCAUAUCAUAAAUAUAUUGUAACAUCGUUGCAUGUUUUUAAAGUUCACGAGAUGAAAUUUAGAUGUACAAUACUUUCGUAGGGUUGUACAGCAUUUAAUUGAAAUAAAAAUCAGAAAAAGAGAGUGGUGCACAUAAUUUUAAGACCUUCUUUUAUUUUUGAAACGUCUAAAAAAUUGUUGAAGGGAAAUAUAUUUGCAAAUUGUUUUUAGCUGCAAUUAUAAAAAGUUUAUGAAGGUUAGCGGAUUAAAUUAGAUUAACUUACGUAAGAACACCCUACCGUUUGGUGUUAAUUAUACUUAUGUAUAAAAUUAACUGGUCAAAGUAAUUUAUGUUGUUUUAAUUUAUCUAAUACCUUUUAUUACAUAUGAGUUAAUACGUGCUAUAUAAAACAGCAAUUACAUUUACACGACAGUUUGACCGCCGAAAAUAAAGGUGAUCUAUUUCAGGUAAGCAAUCGAACGAUGCCACCUGGUCUUCCGGUUCAGAUUGUCAAUUUUGAUAGCACUUCGAUAGCAACUCACCUACAUACAUAUUUGCACGCAUAACUACAAAACUAUCAAAUUGUAUUGUUAUCUUGUGCUCAUGUUACGUCUAUCUGUAUAUUGUAAAGUCACAUGACACAAGUCCCAAGCGAAUGUGUUAAAGAUUCUUCAAUUAUUGAUACACGUCGCACAAAAGACGACCUAAUGUUGAUUUUUUAACCGAACAAUGGAACUCGAUACAAAAGAAAUAAUCACCUUUUGUAUAUAACGCAUUUAUUACAGCUGGGAAUUUAUGUCAACCGAAGUUUCGCAUUUCUGAGUUUAUUUUGGCAUUAUUGUAACUUGGCAACUAACUGGUCGUACAAGGCUAAAAGAAGAACACAACCUCAAAUAGAUAAAUUAUAAAGACUUCACGAAGUAUCGCAAAAUAUCAUUAACAGUUAUCUGCAACAAUGUUUAUUCAUAAUUGUUAACUGCUCGUAUUUAAAUACAUGUUCACAAAUUUCGUCGAAUGAGGCUUCAGAUACAAAGAAUUCAGAACGAAAACAAAGAGAACGCACAGCUACGUGAACAACGAAAGAAAUUAAUUUCAACGAAUAAAUGGUGCAAUGACUGUGAUUGGAAAGAUUGUACAAAAAGCAGAUCGAUUGAACGAUAUAGAUGAUGCAGAAACACAUCGAAUAAUAUGUAAUAUGUUAUGGCCGUUUUUACAUGCAAAAUUUAAAUAAUAGUUCGCAUUUUAUAAGAAGCUACCUAACAGAGUAUACAUAAAUUAUAUAUACAUUAAGGAAAAGUAUAUAAAAACGCAUCGCUGCCUUUUCGUAACAGAGACCUCGCAAUGUUAACAAAUAGGCAAUCGCUACAAACUAAUAACGAUUCAUAGAAUGAUAUACACGAUACUAUAACGAAAUAGUAAUAAUUAUGGAUGAAAUAAAAGUGGCAAAUUUGAGCCAAGCGGCAUCGGCCGCGUGUUCGAUGGCUACGAAUUUCUUGGCGCCAGUGAAAACCGAACGGCAGAUCUACGAGAAUUCAAUGCUCGAGGACGAUCCCAAUGCUAACUCGGUGGUGUCAACUUCGCAAGAAGACAGAACCGUACCGAGAUGGGGUCCAACUCACAAGGGUGCUCAAGAACUUGCAAAUCUUUACAGCACUGAAGAUAUACAUGAUACGUGCACACAGGGCCGGCGCUUACAUUUGCAGACCCAGUUCCAAAAUUGUGCGGAAGCAAAAAAAACGUUACGAUUAGAAAAUUUAAGUUCAAUAGCGAUAGCAGCAUUUUGCGGCAUCGUUACCGCAGAUUUUGGAUCUGGAUUGGUUCACUGGGCUGCUGACACAUGGGGUUCAGUAGAACUCCCAAUCCUUGGAAAGAACUUCUUGAGACCAUUUCGAGAGCAUCAUAUUGAUCCAACAAGCAUAACAAGGCAUGAUUUUAUAGAAACUAAUGGUGAUAAUUUCAUGGUCACAAUUCCAUUCCUUUGUAAGCUAACAUGGGACUUUCUAACUCUACCAGAAUCAGAGAUACAGCAAAAAUUUCUUUGGACUUGUUAUUGGUUUUUACUUGCUAUUUUUGUAGCAAUGACUAAUCAGAUACAUAAAUGGUCACAUACGUAUUUUGGACUACCUGCAUGGGUUGUCUGGUUGCAGGAACAUAGAAUUAUAUUACCUAGGAAACAUCAUCGAGUGCAUCAUGUCGCACCGCAUGAGACUUAUUUCUGUAUUACUACUGGAUGGUUGAAUUGGCCAUUAGAACAACUUCGGUUUUGGUACAUUUUAGAAAUUAUUAUCGAAAAAGCUACUGGUUGUAAACCAAGAGCAGAUGAUUUGAAAUGGGCACAAAAGCGGUCUUGAGAAUUAAUAUAUCUUAUGAUUUUAUGCAUUUUCAUGGAUAAAAAACAAAUUUAACAAACAGACAAAUUUUCCAUGAGUUUAAAAUUUCAUGGAAGAGAAGGAAAUUCGACAUAAGAACAUGCUAACAGAAAAAUUAAAUCCAUACCAUAAU
Molecule: messenger RNA, 3416 nt
Organism: Megachile rotundata (alfalfa leafcutting bee)
Lineage: Eukaryota; Metazoa; Arthropoda; Insecta; Hymenoptera; Megachilidae
Gene: Kua
Product: Plasmanylethanolamine desaturase Kua
Molecular function (GO): oxidoreductase activity
Source: RefSeq, a predicted model, not a curated record